GCAAGAUAGGCACCAAAGAGCAGAGGAGGAAGUCAGAGCAAAUUUUCUUCACGAGAGCUGUCAUUUGUGCUGUUUUACAGGGGUUGUGUGCUGAAGACUCCAACACUGAAUGACAUAUAACACAUUGCAAUGCUGGAAAUAAGGAAUAGAGAUGACACAGAGAGGGGGUCUGACCGGGAACCAUGCAAAAAAUUUUCUCAUUCCAUUGAGGAGAUCCUGAGAAAGCCCACUUGCACCAGAAAAGAGGAAAAAGUUCAUCGCAACUGGUCUGUUAUCAAGGAGAACACCCGGAUAUCAAACCAGCUUGUAGGCGCAGAAAGUCCGGAAAUCAGGCACCAUGAAGAAUCUCCAAAAUCCCCUGCAGAAUGUAUCAGUGGCAGAAAAAAGAGGCAAACCAGGAUCACUUAUACACCAUCGCAGGUACAGGAGAUGGAGAAGGUCUUUCAGCAGACUCACUACCCGGAUGUCAAGACCAGAGAGCAGUUGGCCUCAUAUCUGGUCCUCACUGAGGGGCGAAUACAGAUUUGGUUUCAGAAUCGUCGAGCCAAAUGGAGGAAGACUGAAACAUUGAGAGACAUUCAGCUGACAGACAGACAGCAUACACAUUCGCACAAUAAUUCCCGGUUAUUUUAUGAGAAACCACGGCUGGCAACAAUGUGUUGGCUGCCACGUUGCUCACAGGAGUUGUUGCAUUCAAGACUGCUCCUCACAGCAAAGUCACCUCCCAGCAUGCUGGCCGAAACACAUUUCUCACAUCGCAGAAGUCCGUAUUUUGACAUUCAGACGGUGACCUGAGAGUGAUGAAACGAUUAGGUUGUGACAUUAGCAUCACAAUGUUUUUUUUUAUUGAAGGCUUUGAUGUUUUUAAGCUAAUUUACAACCUGGUUGUGCUUUUAUGUCGUGGUCUUUCUUUACAAUAAAUGUCUUCUUUAAAUAUUA
Messenger RNA from Hippocampus comes (tiger tail seahorse), 939 nucleotides. RefSeq names its product ALX homeobox protein 1. Gene Ontology annotation, molecular function: DNA-binding transcription factor activity, RNA polymerase II-specific; RNA polymerase II transcription regulatory region sequence-specific DNA binding. The transcript is spliced from 5 exons. Lineage: Eukaryota; Metazoa; Chordata; Actinopteri; Syngnathiformes; Syngnathidae. The record is from RefSeq and is a predicted model, not a curated record. Gene Ontology annotation, biological process: regulation of transcription by RNA polymerase II. The coding region runs from base 130 to 795 and encodes 221 amino acids.